AUGUCAUUCCUUUGCCGAAACCCACUCAAUCAAUUUCAAAACAAGUCUUCGAUCGCUCUUGUGUUGAUGAUGAUGGGUGGCGGUGGUUAUGGUGGUUGUGGUGGAUUCAAUUUGAGAAGAGGAUGCCUCACACGUGGACUCUCAUUUUCAAACCAAAAAAAUUAUCAUCACUGCUCGUACAGCUCCCUCGCUCAACAUCAUUCACUCGACCACAAGUCUCAUCAUCCUAAUCAUCAUACUCAAGAUCAAUCUGCAGCCUCUUGUAAAAUAACUAAUACUUUAGAAGAAAUGCCUACUACUCCAAAAACUCCAUUUCCAUCCAUGAAUUUUCCUCCAACUAGCUCGGAUCUCAGAAAGCUCGACACAUUGGCAAAUUAUGAGUUGCCAGAUAAAUAUAGAAGACCGGUAGAACACAGAAUUUUUGUUAAUCGUAGUGUAAAUCUUGAUCAUAUCGAAUACUAUGGAUUUGAUAUGGACUACACCAUGCUUGUGGAAAGUAAAGGUUACCCAGCAGAGAUUCUUCAAAUUAAUUACGAUCCCUCCUUUGCUGUUCGUGGAACUUUUCUUGACAAGCGUCAUGGUAAUAUUCUCAAAGUAGACCAUUUCGGAUUUGUUUUGCAAUGUGUGCAUGGCAAGAAGAUCAUCAAAAAAGCUGAAUAUGAAAAGAUGUAUCCUGAUCAUCUCAUUCAUCCUGAUGAGGAAAUGGGACGAAGAUACUUUUGCUAUGACACUUUAUUUGGCAUUCCUGAAGCCAGUCUUUAUGCUUCUUUGGUGGAUUAUUUCGAACAAACCAACUUUUUAGCAAAGAGUGAGGCAGGAGGAAGUAGUCCAACCAGCUCCGACGAAGAUGUUGAUUCAUCCCAAAACGGCAAUGAAGCCAAGUUGAGCUAUUGGUCACUCUUCGAUGAUAUUAGAGAAACAUUCCACUCGAUCCAUAGUGACAACACCCUUAAGCAGGCCAUCAUGGCUGACUUGCCCAAGUAUGUCAAGAAAGAUGAGAGAUUACCACUUCUUUUCCACAGAAUGAGACAAGCGGGAAAGAAGAUUUUCUUAUUGACCAAUUCUGAAUAUUUCUACACAAAUGCUGUAAUGUCUUACUUGUUGGACAAAUCCAUCGAGGGAUACGAUAGGUGGACUGAUUUCUUUGACAUUGUCAUCACCAAUGGACAAAAGCCCAAGUUCUUCAGCAGUGAAGGUACUACCCUCAGAGAAGUUGAUCAAGCCACCGGACGUCUAAAAUUGUCUGCUGUGCAAGGGUUCAAGAAGGGUAGCGUUUAUUGUGGAGGCUCUUUCUCCUUGUUCAAAAAAUUCACCAAAACCAAGGGCUCAGAAGUGAUGUACGUUGGAGAUAAUAUUUUCCAUGAUAUUAUUGUGACAAAACAAAAUCGAUGUCUCUGGAGAACACUUUUGAUUGUAAGAGAAGUUGAGGAUGAAACAAAACAUUGGAUGACAAAUAGAAGCGCUGACAUCUGGAGUCAACUUAACACUCUAGAAUAUAUCAGAGCACAGAGCUUUAAGGAUCAGGAUUCUUCACAGCCAAUCGAAAAACACAAAAUCAAAUAUGAAGACGAAGAGGAUGGAAAUUUCCCAAUCAAGUAUCAAAUCAAGAAAGCCCAAGAGAAUUUGAAUGCACACUUUAAUCCUUACUUUGGUAGUGCUUUCAGAAGUGGUACUAGAGAGUCCUACUUUUGUACUCAAGUACAACGAUAUGCAGAUUUGUAUUGCAGUGACAUGGUUUUACUUUUGUACUAUCCAUUCAAUUACUAUUUCUCUCCAAUUCCAACUCUUUUACCACACGAAAGAGAGGCUCUCUAUCAAUUCGAAAAGGGUACUUCUCAAUAG
This is a messenger RNA of Naegleria fowleri, 1842 nucleotides long. RefSeq lists its product as uncharacterized. The coding region runs from base 1 to 1842 and encodes 613 amino acids. Gene Ontology annotation, molecular function: 5'-nucleotidase activity. Lineage: Eukaryota; Heterolobosea; Eutetramitea; Acrasida; Naegleriidae. The record is from RefSeq and is a predicted model, not a curated record. The transcript is spliced from 2 exons.